Molecule: messenger RNA, 1571 nt
Organism: Lathyrus oleraceus (garden pea)
Lineage: Eukaryota; Viridiplantae; Streptophyta; Magnoliopsida; Fabales; Fabaceae
Product: F-box/kelch-repeat protein At3g23880-like
Exons: 2
Coding region: 32-1306 (424 amino acids)
Molecular function (GO): protein binding
Source: RefSeq, a predicted model, not a curated record
AUAAUAGGGUUUACAGGAGCCGCAGGUUACAAUGAAUAUGGAUUCUCUUUCGAUAAAGAAACGAUUUCAUUCCGAUGCACCACUGCCGACGCCAUUUAUUCCCGACGAAAUUGUUGCUGAAAUUUUGUGUUUGCUGAGUGUGAAAACGAUCCUGCAACUCAGAUGUGUGAGCAAGGCAUGGAGAACUCUUAUUUCCGGUCCAACUUUUGUCCAAAAACACUUCAAGAAAUCAUCACAAAAUCCACACCUCCUCUUCACACCAUCGAAACCAAGUGACCCAAUGGGUAGAGUCAAAUCCGUCCCCAUGAUUCGCUUACUCGAGACGGAUCCGUGGAUCAUUGUUUCUAACGUUAAUUUUCAUGGAUGGAUGGACAAUUGUCAGGUCGUUGGUUCCUGCAAUGGCUUGCUUUGCUUGUUUUUUCAUUAUCGCUAUCAGAAUUACUGGUUUUGCUUAUGGAACCCUGCCACGAGGACUCUAUCAGAAAAACUAGGGACUUUUCAAGACUAUGUCUUUGACACUGUAUAUGAAACUUGCAGGUUCACUUUUGGUUGUGACAUUUCAUCUGGAAAUUACAAGGUCGGGACCUUAAGUAGGGUUGAGGUUCGGGAAGAGAACACAUUUUCGGUGAGAAAUGAGUUCAGAGUUUUGAGUUUGUGUGAUAAUAGUUGGAGAAGUUUUCAAUAUUGCACUUCCAUACCUGUUUGCUCGAUAUAUCAUCAAACUAAAAGGAUUAAUAAUGGUGUGCAUUUGAAUGGUACUGUAAACUGGUUAGCUCUUCCCAACCACAUUCAAUCAUGCUAUAAAUAUGAUUGGAAGUCUAUUGCUAAUGCUCAACAGUUUGUUAUUGUUUCGCUUGAUCUUUCAUCCGAGACAUGCUCGCAGUUUCUGCUGCCUCCGGGUUUUGAUGAGGUGCCAUGCUUUCAGCCAGCUCUUAAUGUUCUAAUGGACUACCUUUGUUUUUCGCAUGAUUUUAAGAGAAUCCAAUUUGUUAUAUGGCAGAUGAAGGAGUUUGGAGUUCAAGGUUCUUGGACUAUGUUAUUUAAAAUUAAUUACUUUGAUAUUCAAAUACACAACCUCCAUCACAAUAUUGAUAUUAUUUCACCUAUUAAAUUUGGAACUCCUUUAUUUCCUUUGUACCUUUCUAAGAAUGGAGAUACAUUGAUAUUGGCAAAUUAUGAAGAAGACCAAGCCGUGAUUUAUAAUCAGAGAGAAAAGACAGUAAAGAGAAUUAGAAUUGCAGACAAACUGUGUUUCUUUUCUAUCAUGGACUACGUAGAAAGUUUGGUUUCAACUUGUUUGAAAUGAGUUCUCUUCUACUCUACUGUGUACAAUAGUUUGUAUCUAUGGAGGUCUGUAACUCCGACUCCGAACGCAUGCCGUAUCUAGAAGCAUGGUAGGAACGUCUAUCCUGGAGAAACGAACCGAGAUAGUGAGUAAGAGGAAGAACCUUUCUUAUGGGACAGUUUGUUAGAUUUAUAUAGUAAGUAGGACAUAAUAAUAUUCAUUUUGCCAUUUUCUUGAUUUUUAUUUAAGGGGUUGCACUUUGUACAACCAGCCACAGUUUUACCUA